Polistes dominula (European paper wasp) is the source of this 1697-nucleotide messenger RNA. Its product is annotated as arrestin domain-containing protein 17. Gene Ontology annotation, biological process: protein transport. The record is from RefSeq and is a predicted model, not a curated record. Gene Ontology annotation, cellular component: cytoplasm. NCBI's taxonomy places the organism in Eukaryota, Metazoa, Arthropoda, Insecta, Hymenoptera, Vespidae.
UAAAAUAGUUUAUAUAGGUUGAACAUAAACGGCGCCGUACGGCGCCACGCGACGCCACACGGCGCCACACGAGUCUCCUCCUCCUCCUCCUCGACGCGCAUAGAAAUUAAGGUCGCUCAGCUCAGCUCAGCUCAGUGUGUCUUACGCAUGUCAGAGUAGUAGCUCUGGAUAAAUCACUAUUUAUAUAGAAAAAUACAUUGGAAUGGUGCGCUUGGGAUAAAACAUAACAAUUGUAUUUGUUUUUCUAGAAAAUGGGUCUGACAAAAUUCGACAUCAUUUUUGACAAUCCAUGGAAAAUUUAUUAUCCCGGUCAAACGGUGUCGGGAAAUAUCGUACUGGUUAUUGACGGAGUUAAAAAGAUUCGCGGCAUUUGCGUCAAGGUAAAAGGAGAGGCAAAUACUUAUUGGACUACGGAUAAACAAACGUUGGAUGAUACAGGAAAGUAUUGCGAUGAAAAUGCAACUUUCACUGCACACGAAGAAUAUUUCCAGACGAAAUAUUAUCUUGUUGGAUCGGCUUCCGGAAAUGAAAUCGAAAUACAAGCGGGCGAACACAAAUUUCCGUUUACUUGUAGCUUACCUGCAAAUUUACCUAGCAGCUUCGAAUCUGACUUUGGUCAUGUUCGAUAUACGGUCAAGGCUACCUUAGAUCGCCCAUGGAAAUUUGAUCAGGAUGUUAAAGCGGCAUUCACGGUUGUAUCACCUUUCGAUUUGAAUACGGAAUCGAAAAGUUCGGAACGAAUUGUGGAAGAAAUGAGUAAAUCUUUCUGCUGUCUUUGCUGUGCCAGUGCACCUUUGAACGUAAGUUAUUCGUUACCGGUCAGAGGAUAUGUUCCCGGUCAAUCGAUGCCAAUCAAAGUCAAUGUCGAAAAUUUAUCUACCGUUACUGUUAAUCGUAUUGCUCUGAUUCUUUGCAAGAUCGUGACAUUCCGUGCAACUAAUCCACAAACGGAUACAAGAAUCGAAGAGAUAGUUGUAACGGAAGUUAGUAAAGGUCCUUUCGAUGGCGGAGCUACUGCAGAUUACGAACAAUACUUGGAUGUUCCAGCCCUUCCUCCCUCGAAUCUUAAUAGUUGUAGCAUCAUCGAUCUCGAAUAUCGUCUGAAGGUUGAAGCGUGCGUCGAAGGAUGGUAUCAUCGUAAUUUAAAGAGUGAUACUCUUGUUUUCGUGGGAACAGUACCAUUGGUUAAUUAUCAGACACCAAGUGCUCCUCCUGAGAGUUCUGUCAAGUUUACUGACGACUCGCCAAGCAAAACUUUCGACAAAUUUCACCCGUCUCCUACUUCAAAUUUAUACCCACAAUUACCACCCCCAUCGUACGAGGAAUCAACAUAUGGUGCAAGAAAUCUUCGAGAACGAGGCGAAUCGGAACACGUUAUUGGACUUACGAAUCAUUUCGCACCCAAAUAUCCGUUUUAUCACUUUCCAACAAUUCAAUGAAACAUUUUUGUCUGAAGUAUGCUUUAAUCCAAAUGUUGUUGGAAACAAGUGUUAAUUAUCAAUUUCGCAAACGCUUGACUUCCUAAUGAAAUACAUUUGUUAUAUACAUAUAAGUUACAUUUAAAUCAUUUUGAAUGCAGGAUGAACACACAAAUAUUUUGAUAAUUAAUUCAAAGUAAACUUCACUGCCAGCGUAUAAGUUUAAAGCUUGGAAAAUAUUGAUUGUUUUAUAUGAAAAAUACAAUGUGUGCAAUUUUA